This is a messenger RNA of Micropterus dolomieu (smallmouth bass), 8523 nucleotides long. It is a transcript of the gene slc8a2b, whose product is annotated as solute carrier family 8 member 2b. The transcript has 16 exons. The record is from RefSeq and is a predicted model, not a curated record. Gene Ontology annotation, molecular function: calcium:sodium antiporter activity. Gene Ontology annotation, cellular component: postsynapse; axon; sarcolemma. Gene Ontology annotation, biological process: sodium ion transmembrane transport; calcium ion import across plasma membrane; cell communication. NCBI's taxonomy places the organism in Eukaryota, Metazoa, Chordata, Actinopteri, Centrarchiformes, Centrarchidae. The coding region runs from base 758 to 3700 and encodes 980 amino acids.
GCUCCCAUGGAGCGACUCAGCACUUCUGAGCCCCUCUGGGCCGGAUCCUCUUUCCCAUUCAGGUCCUCACAGAUGCGUCCAAAUAGGACUUGAGUGGCAUUUGCAGAAACUCAUGCGAACGGGACUUAAACGGACCAGGAGAGGACAUGGCACAUCAAUAUGCUGGAGCUAUUUGCUGUGUUUCUGUCACAUUUUAACGACAUGAGUCUGCUGGCAGGACACCAUGUUCUGGUGCACAGCAACAAUGUGUGAGUUAUUGUGCACAUAAACAAACAGGAUUGGGACACAUUCCCUUCGAAUGCACUCUUCUGCAGUCUGCUUUCAUGGAGCAGUACGCACCUGUCAUCCCGCCGAGUGGCACAAAUCCCAGGGAUGCUGAAAAGUGGAGCACAGAGGAGACUCCACCCUGGCCAGUAAGUGGAGACUCCACCCUGAUGCAGUGGAACAGAUUUGGAAACGACUUGGCAGGACCACCAUAGAUCUCAACGGACCAGCCUUUUGUCUGCCUUGCCAACCCUGUUAAAGGGAGGGCAAACGGGGUAUGGAAGCAAUUUCCUGAGCUUACGCAGCUUGCCAGUGAGUAACUCUAUGCGGAUCAAGAGUUGAAAAAGGAGCACCUGAGACUAGUGGUGAGCUAGUCGUACCACCCUUAGCUCUACCCAGUACCUCCCCCUCCUACCUCCCUCUUCCUCAGCCUAAUCCCAUCAUCCUCUGCCUCACCCUUUCCUCCCCCUUCUCGUAGGAAGCACAAGCCACCAUGUCUCUCUUCGCCUCUCCCACCCCCUCCCUCUUCCUGCUCCUCCUCUUCUUCCUCCCACUGCCUCCCUGCCAGCCGGAGUCCCAACGCAGCGACCCCAGCAGCGACCCCGGCCUGCUGGAGAUCUCGCCCUCGCCCAUGUUCCCCUCCGCCUUCCCGACUUCCGUGUCUUAUGGUAACAGCACCUUUUUAACCAGAAAAGAGAAGUGUGAGGAAGUGCCAGUGUGCAGGCCUGGCAUCCUUCUGCCCGUCUGGGAGCCCAAUCGACCCGGGCUUGGCGAUCAGGUGGCCAGAGCUACGGUCUACUUUGUGUCACUCAUGUACAUGUUCCUUGGAGUGUCCAUCAUCGCUGAUCGCUUCAUGGCAUCCAUAGAGGUCAUCACAUCACAGGAGAAGGAGGUGACUAUCACGAUGCCUAACGGGGAAACAUCAGUGGCAACAGUACGAAUCUGGAAUGAAACCGUGUCCAAUCUGACACUCAUGGCUCUGGGCUCCAGUGCUCCGGAGAUACUGCUGUCGGUUAUAGAGGUGUGCGGUCAUGAGUUCAAAGCUGGCGAGUUGGGACCAGGAACCAUCGUAGGCAGCGCCGCCUUCAACAUGUUUGUGAUCCUCGGGAUCUGCGUGUGGACAAUCCCCAAAGGCGAGAGCCGCAAGAUCAAACACCUCAGGGUGUUCUUCAUCACCGCCUUCUGGAGCAUCUUCGCCUACAUCUGGCUCUACCUCAUCCUGUCUGUCAUGUCACCAGGAGUUGUGGAGGUGUGGGAGGCCCUGGUGACCCUGCUGUACUUCCCAGUGUGUGUCAUCCUGGCCUGGAUUGCUGACCGCCGCCUGCUCUUCUACAAGUACAUGGGCAAGCGCUACCGUGCUGACAAGCGCCAUGGCAUCGUCGUGGAGACCGAGGGAGACCUAACACCCAACAAGGGUGGCAUGGAGAUGAUCAUAGACGGCAAGAUCCCACCACGAGGGGGUGCAGUAGUUGCCGCUGAGAACUGUGGGGGUGGAAUUCAGGACAGCACAGCAGGCGCUGCGACCAAUAACGUCGGCAACCUGCCCAACUCCAACAGCGCAAUGGUCAACAUGGAAAGCAACAAGGAGUUGGACGAGAGCCGUAAAGAGGUGAUUCGUAUCCUGAAGGAGCUGAAGCAGAAAUAUCCCGACAAAGAGCUCGACCAGCUGAUGGAACUGGCCAACUACUACGCACUGCUGCACCAACAGAAGAGCAGAGCCUUCUACCGCAUACAGGCGACUCGUAUGAUGAUCGGAGCUGGUAACGUCCUGAAGAAGCACGCAGCUGACAGCGCUCGCCGAUCAGCUGUAACCGAUGAGGAAGCACCAGAAGAAGAAGACCAGGGAAUAUGCAGCCGCAUCUCAUUUGAAAGCGCUCACACUCAGUGCAUGGAGAACUGCGGCGUUCUGAGACUGGCAGUGGUCUGCCAAGGGGGUCUGGGAGAGAACACCUUCUAUGUAGACUACAGGACAGAGGAUGGCUCAGCCAACGCUGGGUCAGAUUACGAGUACAGUGAAGGAACACUGGUAUUCAAACCUGGAGAGACUCGCAAAGAGAUCAAGAUCGGUAUAAUCGACGACGACAUAUUCGAAGAGGAUGAGCACUUCUUUGUACGCCUGCUGAAUCUGCGUAUUGGCGACGCAGAAGGGAUGUUCGAGAGUGAUGAAGUAGGUGCCGCUCCCAAAGGUCGCUUGGUUGAGCCCCUGGUUGCCACCGUGACCAUCCUGGAUGACGACCACGCUGGCAUCUUCACCUUCAGCGAGCGCAUGGUGCGGGUGAGCGAGAGCGUGGGCACCAUGGAGGUGACCGUGGUGCGCAACUCAGGUGCCCGCGGCACUGUCAUCCUGCCGUACCACACCGAGUCAGGAAGUGCCAUAGCUGGAGACGACUACGAAGAGGCCCGAGGAGAGCUGGAGUUCGCCAAUGACCAGACCACUCAGACUUUCCAGGUGAGGAUAAUUGAUGAUGAAGAAUAUGAAAAACAUGAAAACUUCUUCAUUGUGUUGGAGGAGCCACGUUGGCUUAAGAGAGGAAUUUCAGCUCUGCUGCUCAACCAAGAGGGGGUGGAGGGGCAGAUGAGUGCUGAGGAAGAGGAGGCCCGGAGGAUAUCUGAGAUGGGAAAGCCCAUCCUGGGAGAGCACAGUCGCCUGGAGGUGGUCAUCGAGGAGUCGUAUGAGUUCAAGAGCACCGUUGACAAGCUCAUUAAGAAGACCAACUUGGCGCUGGUUAUCGGCACACACUCCUGGAGGGAACAGUUUGUGGAGGCGGUCACUGUCAGCGCAGGUGACGGUGACGAUGAUGAGGAGGGUCGGGAGGAGCAUCUUCCAUCUUGUUACGACUACGUCAUGCAUUUCCUCACCGUCUUCUGGAAAGUUCUGUUUGCCUGUGUCCCGCCCACAGAGUACUGGAACGGCUGGGCCUGCUUCUUAGUCUCCAUCAGCGUCAUCGGCCUCCUCACGGCCGUCAUUGGAGAUUUGGCGUCACACUUCGGCUGCACUGUGGGGCUCCGGGACACUGUAACCGCUGUGGUGUUUGUGGCAUUAGGAACUUCCAUCCCAGACACCUUUGCUAGCAAAGUGGCUGCCAUACAGGACCAGCACGCUGAUGCGUCCGUUGGUAACGUCACCGGUAGCAAUGCUGUCAACGUGUUCUUGGGGAUCGGCGUGGCGUGGUCAGUGGCCGCCAUCUACUGGAGAAUCAAAGGGAAGGAGUUCAAGGUGGACCCCGGGUCGCUGGCCUUCUCUGUCACACUCUUCACCAUCUUUGCUUUCAUCUGCAUGGGUGUGCUUCUGUUUAGACGCCGGCCCUCCAUUGGCGGAGAGCUCGGUGGCCCGAGGAUGGGCCGCAUUCUAACCAGCCUGCUGUUCCUGGGUCUGUGGUUCCUCUACAUCCUGUUCUCCAGCCUGGAGGCCUACUGCCACAUCAACGGCUUUUAAAAAGGAGAUGGAGAAAGUUCUGGAAGAAUAUUGCACAGCAACACACACGUAUACUUUGACACUCAGUCCAUACAGUCCACAGUUCAACAUGAAGCAAGUCUAAGAUUCAUCUGUUUCCUAGGGCUCAUUGCAGGAAGUACCUGGAAGUAUCCUGACCUUUGAUGCAUGGAUACUAAAUACUUCAGAUACAUGUCCACACACACACACACACUAUAUUUACUCAUGUGUAAACAGAUCAUAACAAACACACGCACGCACAGUUACAGGCAUGAUGAAGGGCGAGGAGAGGAAGUGUUUGUGAGGGGUGAGAAGUGUGAAUACAGAAGGUUUCAGAGUAAAGCAGAGAGAGAUGGAGAGAGAAAGAAAGUGAUUGUGAUGUUGACAUUUUAGAGGUGAAAAGAGAGUCAGGUCAGAGUCAGUCCAUACGGUAACAUGACAAGCCAGGUGGGUUUAGGUUGGAUUGGAUGAGCUGUCCUGUAGUAUCAGACCACGGAUAGAGAAGAGGAUGAAACAGAAACCUGUACACACCAGACAAAAUGUAUUGUUGCAGGAACAACAUCUUUGUUCGUCCCUCCCACCUCUCCUGUGUAUCACAUUAACUUUACUUGUACAGCUUCGCGUUUCUUCACUGAGGAGAAGGAGCCCUGUGUGGAAAAAAGGAGUGGAAUGUUUACAAUAACAACAAAAUUUACAACAGUUUGUUUACUACAGGAGGUUCUUAAAAAGUGGUGAUGCUUGUCUAAUACACUGUAUAGAUAAAGGCAGUUCUCCACACACGCUGUAAAUAGUAAAAAACCAGUGUACAUAGAGUGUAUUGUUUUCAGUAGGCAGACAGUGAUGCCUACCAAUGACAAGUUAGAGAGGGUGGAAAUGUUAUCCCCCAGAAUGCAUAUCUACUAAUCUGUAUAGAAAGUCAGCACAGUACAGCAAAAAGAAAAGGAAAAACAACAUGUUCUUCUGUGAGAAAAGCUUAAUUUGUUUUUAAACUUCAUGCUCAGAUCACCGCAGAUCCCAAACAUUAGAAACGUGAAGACAUUUUGAUGAGUGUGGGACUGACGGUGGCUUUGGCAACAUACUAAUAGGGACUCAAGUCUUAGCUGACCAAGCAAAUUACUGAUAAGCUGGUGAAAGAAAAGUGGAUAAAUGUUUUUAAAGAGCCAUACCUCUCCAGCAGCCUGCGUUCUAGUCAGAUGUCAUACAUAAGGAUUAUUGUUUGCAUGUGUAGCCGGAUACGGAGCAUCUUCACAUAAGUCACAUGUAUACUAUUUACAAGGGAAAUCCGCCUGUAAAUGACAUCUGCUCAGUGAACAGAAGCUACCAGCUGGUCUUUGAUGUUAGAUCUUCCCGUAUAAAGAUGUGUGUGUCGGCAGACAGGAAGAGUGGAACUAAAAGGACAUUUAUCUCCCAGAAAGACUUAAUUUGUGUUCAUACACUCCCACUGUGAGGAGUGUAACUAAAAGACACAUGGAAACUUUGUUCAAGGCUUGUUGCUCCAUCCAGGUGGACUGAGAUCUGAGUGCAGACACUGAACUACAGCCAUUACCGUGUCAUUGUGGGUAGUGACAAACUAAUCCAUUACUGUGGCAUGUAUCCUGACAGACAUAGUCAUAAUAGUUCUUUACCGUUAGCGACAGCAGCAUGGUCAGAUAAAAAUGCAUGGAUGGUCAAACAAGACUUAACAGUGUUAGUUUCCUUUCAAGACUCUAAAGCCAGUAAAUCAUGAUUAAGUUGUUACAAAACAGAUUCCAAUCACCAACAUUCAGUCUGCUACAGCGUACUGAUUAGGACACGAGAUCCUAAACUACACUUGCAUUAGGAUGCAGGAUGCUAGUCAACACCACACUGAUGCUUCAAGCACCCAUACAAUGCCUCAAGGAAAACUCUCUCUCUAAAAAUCGAGUAUUCAAGCUUUCAGUUGUACAAACUGUCCAGGCUGCACUUUAUUUACUUUAUAUACCUAAAACAUACUGUGUUGUUCUUUUUUCUUUAGUUGACAAAGUUUUAGCGUGCAAUACAUGAAGUGAGAGUCACUGGAGGAAAACUAUGAAAUGUCUGAAGUUCUAAUACAGCACUGGAUCCAGGUGAAACGACCACAUUAAGUUUCUUGUCGAGUGGAAAGGGAUUGUUGUAGUUUGUCCCACCCAGCUGUGCGUAAAGCACAAUAUAAGUACCAGUCAUGCUAAAAAUUGCUACCCAUUUUAAUGGAAAGUCUGCACAUUGUUUCAAAGAACUAACUAAGGUCUAUCCUCUGUUCUCCAGUCUGUUUACAUGCUUUGCAGACAGCUAACAUGACCACAGAAAUGUGUACAAUGCUGCAGUGUCUUUAUAAGUUUGACUCAAGAUUUUAGUUUCUACAACCAUAGUAUCAUAGCGUAAGCUGUUUUCAGUGGAAAACACAUUAGAAAACACUGCCCCUCAAGGCAUGUAUGUGUUGGUCAGUAUUGCAUGGCAGAGUUGGAAAAUAUAGUAAAAUGCUCACAAGCUACUGAAACUACUGGCUGCUAAAUAGACAGUAAAAAUCGAUCAGAGCAACAACUAGAGAGCUUUACACCGUUGACAAACACUGAUCUAAAUGCAGACAUGCUCUGAUUUGCUGUGACAUUUACACACUGACAUUUCAGGUUCAUUACUUUAAACAAUGAGUAGCAGGAAGCCGAAGAGUCAGUGCAUGAAAAAAUGUCAUAACAAAUGUAAAGCGAGCAGUAUGCAGCAUCUUAGUAUGAUCACAUAGUAGUUCACUAUUAACAUGAGAAAGAUUUGAUUUAUCAUUAGGACACAUCACAUUCAACAUUAUAAUUACUGUAAUAUUCACUGCCUAAUAUCAGUCACAUUAAACAAGACAUUGUAUUUUGUGCUGCAGCGGCACAUUUCACCUACACUGAUAAGUGCUAUACAUGUGGAAUUUGUUAUAAUACACGAUAAUAUUGGAAAAUUUUGAUUAGUCCACCGUUAACUAACUAUACUUUGUAAACUUUCUAAAACCAAUUUUGUAUCUUUUCCUUGCGCAUAUAGCCAAGGUAGAUUUUUUUGUACUUCUAAACAAUGUUUAGAAUAGUAUCAGUAUAUACCGUCGGUAGUGUAGAUUACAUUGUUAACUGAAUUUAGUGGAUUAGAUUUUGAUAUAUUUGAGCUCCCCUUUGCUCAAACUGCUCAAACGGUGUAGUGUAACCAAACAUAAUCCCAUCUAAUUUACCGAAGUACAUUGUCUGCUGACUUGUUUGUUUCUACGUUACUUGUGUAUGUAUAUUUCUUCUCACAAGAUGAUUUAUUUAGAUAUUUAUUUAUUUAUUUAUAAGAAAAUUAUUUAUCUAUGGAUAAGCUGUGCCACAGUCCCUCGAGGCAAGCAGUUUGAAGUUUAGUUCAAGGAGUGUAGUUUUAAUGUGCAAUACAGAAAACAAUUAAAACACAUCUUAUUUUGUUAGUAGCUUUGACGAGAGGUCAGUUCACAUCUUUUUCUGCUCCAGUGUUCGUUGUAAUCCUCCAGUAAGAUAUAUUUCUUCAUUCAGUUAUCUUAAAGGAGGAGGUUUUGAGUGUCAAGUAGCAUGUUUACAUGAAGAAACAUCGAGGAACAUUGCUAGUAUAAUUGUCAGUCUCGGGUUGUCAGGAGCUAAUGAAGAACUUUUUGUAGAUAUUAAUGGUGGCUGUGACGCAGGUCAGUGGUGUGUGAGGUUGGAACAGUAGCUUUACUGUAGUCUACUCACUAAUCCACCAGGUGGGACCAAGAUUACACAUCACACACACACAUCACACACACACACACAGAGGUCUGCUGAACUCCUGUGUACCGGGGGGUACAGAAUGGAUCAGCUCUGAUGUACCCAAUGUUGUCCCAGCAGCCCGGUGUGGCUCAGCACCUGAAAAACAGAACUGCCUACAAUGUCCGGACAAUGUUCCAUGUUUCCAUGAACUUCUGUACUAACUGUCUGGCUUCGGCCUUUGCUGUUCUCUAGCUAGAUGUGAUGCCUCCGCAGGCAGCCUCUCCUCCUCACCCACCCCUCCCCAGUGUCCGUCUGUGUUUGCUUCCCCUCCGUGUUCCUCUGCAGAUGCAUGAUGAAGAAUUCCUGUGUACGUGUCUUAGCAGCAUGGUCUACUGUGAUGGACAUCUAUUGGCAUAUUUUACGGGGUUGAUUACCCACAGUUAGAAUCCCAAACACCAGAGGCUCUUUGUGAAAUAAAAUGAGCAAGUGGCACACACAGACACAACCACAACUCCAUACAGAUAUACUGAAGAGAUUCACACACACACAGCCACACACAGAGACAACAUUUAUGGACUCAGUGUCUACUGCUUAUUUGUUCUGUUACCUUUAGAAGCUGUGAAAAGAGAGCUUGCUCUGUUGUGUCAAGGCUAUGUCCGAAACGAGCAACAUCGCAGGUCAUCUUUUUGUUUGUUGGUGUACAAUAUUUCCGUGUCUGUGUAAGUGUUCCCCCUCUUCUUCUUCUUCUUCAUCUUCUUCUUACUCUUAACCCUCUUCUCCCAUUUGCUAUUCCCCCAGGCCUUGCUCUUCAAUGUGUCUCUCUGUGAAGUUUUUUCCUGUGAUGAUGAAAAUGUCUCUCUCUGCCUGAACCUUUGUAGGGAAAUAAUGACCGAGUUACUACAAUAUCUUGUGAUAGACAUAGACAUUUAUUCAAUACUGUAAUAAAUUAUUAACUGAAGAUGAUAUUUAAGUUUUUUUUAUGAAAUGCGGGACAAAAUUCUGAGAAAAAAAAUGACUACUUGUUUUUGAGAACAUGGCAUGAGGUGUAAUGUGUUACUGAAAGAAAAUGAAGGUCUUUAAUCAGGUGAAGUUGACCUUAUUGGAAUAUAGUUUAUUUAUUUUCAA